AUGAACAGCACUACUCCAACCCCAAAGCCACUCUACGCCUUUACCAGGAGUGUCACCCGGCCACAGCAGACCAAGCUUGUCUCGCAAUUUGAAUAUGAGCUUUGUUGGGCAUACGAUGACUCUUCUUCCUUCCGGUCCUACGACAAAGUGUCAGUGUUAGCCUUCCACUGGGCUAAUGGUAAUCUCAAUGUUGAGCAUCUGGAGACCGAACUCCUCGAAGUGUUCAAAACGCAUCAUGGGUUCGAAACAAGCUCAUACACCAUUCCGGUGGGCCCAAAUAUCAAUUCCCACAUCGAAUUCCUCCAGCAUCUCAUCGAUCAUGGCAAUAAGUCAGCCGGGGGUAACCUUGAGCUCUUUCCUGGGUCCGUGUGUUACAUCUUUGAUACGUGUUCUGCCGUUGCUGGUGUGUCCGAAUCGACAUCAGGGACGGAGUUUAUGGCUGCAGCCGCGUGGAAUAAUACUCCGGCUUCCACCUAUAACACUUCCUCUAUCCGAGCCCUCAUUGAUACCCUCGAUGAAAUGAGAGAUGAGAAUAGUAUACUUGCUACAGUGUACAGCCAGCUUCUACAUGUGGCUCGAUCAAGUCAGGUACAUAUUUCUCCAUUCUACAGCAGAAAGUCCCCCACGCGAAGUGUCACCAUUAGCUACCAGGACUACCAGGCGCGGCCUCGAUCUCAGGCUGCAACAAGGAACCAAAUUAGGGUCCUGCUUAGUGUCAGCGUUGAUAAUAUCAAUGAUCCAAGGACAUUGGACAUCGAUUUCUGGAGACAGUAG
Penicillium vulpinum is the source of this 774-nucleotide messenger RNA. RefSeq lists its product as uncharacterized. The record is from RefSeq and is a predicted model, not a curated record. Lineage: Eukaryota; Fungi; Ascomycota; Eurotiomycetes; Eurotiales; Aspergillaceae. The transcript has 2 exons. The coding region runs from base 1 to 774 and encodes 257 amino acids.